UAAAACCACACACCAGUUCUUAUUUGUCAAAAAACUCGAAAUGGCUCGUCGCGCAGCUACCUCACCCUCAACCGCUCCUGCACCCACAUUCUUGUCGAAAUCCCAACCAGGUCGACGAGGUCAACUCACAGACCCGAAUGAGUCGGCGUUUUCACGGUUCCUCAGGGAAGAAGUCUUUGCGCCGGAAAAACUCCCGGGAAACAUUAGUAUGGUGACGGGGCUAGGAUUAUUCGUUGGUGGCAUUCUGGCUGUUAGGAGCUGGGGAGAUUUGUUGAUCCCUGCGUAGAGAGGAGAGUGGAAAAGACUGAAGAUGGUGAUUGAAUGCUUUUUGUGUUCCACCCGCUCAUAUAGAUAACAACUGCGGGACUCGCUCGAAUAGGGCUGCACAGAACGCUUAUGACUUC
Lentinula edodes (shiitake mushroom) is the source of this 404-nucleotide messenger RNA. RefSeq lists its product as uncharacterized. NCBI's taxonomy places the organism in Eukaryota, Fungi, Basidiomycota, Agaricomycetes, Agaricales, Omphalotaceae. The coding region runs from base 41 to 286 and encodes 81 amino acids. The record is from RefSeq and is a predicted model, not a curated record. The transcript is spliced from 2 exons.